CGCAUGCGCAGUCAGCAUCCCAUGUUAAACGAUAAGGUUUGGAAAUGGAGCUGAACUCUUCUAGUCUUGUUUGGGUUAGUUUCAUGAACCUGGCUUGUGUUUCCUGACGCGUGCUACUGGGGUUUGUGAUUAAUCAGUAAACUUGUGCGUGCUGGUUUAAAGAUGAACCACGUCAUCAACUUUGUUGUAAGUUCCAGUGGAGUCAGUAAAUAAGGGUUCUGGUCCUGUGAACAUGGUUAAUGUUACAAAUGAUUGUGCAGCUCUAGAUGUUGCUAAUAUUUCUUGAAACAAGAGCAAAAUAAUCAAAGGCAGGAAGAGUUUCUUCAGCCUAAUUGUUAUAGCAGAUAAACAGAAAACCUUUAUCGUUCUUGUUGGAUGUACUGACUGACCUGGCAUGGAGAAGCAGACAGACAUCAGCUUCAAUAAAGUGGCAUCGUCGUUAGACGAGGUUCUAGAGAGCUCCGAUCAGGUGGAGAACCUUUCUAAUCUUGAGGACCUGGAGUCCUUUAACUCGGCCGAGCCUCCUCCUCUGGACUGGAGGUCUGACUCUUCCAGUGAAGCAUGUUCGCUUCAUGAUAUGGAAGAACCUGGAUCUUUCUCCAUGGACACACCGUUAGAAGAAUUAUGUGACUUUAGUGCUGACAGCACAAGCUGUACACCAAAACAAGUUGAGGAUUUUGCAAAUAAGGAAGCUGAAGACCGCACAAAUAAUACACAGCGAAUGAACAAAUCGAAUGUUCCUGAAACACCGGAGGAUGAUCUAGAGAAGACCAGAAGAAAGCCAACAGAGUGUCAUCGACAACAUGAUCUAGACCACGCUGACAUUCAGGGUUUGCUUAAUCAGCUUCAACUCUUUCACUCAACAAGUCCAUCUGAAGACCCAGAACCAGAAAAGUCAAGCUUCAGUUCUGACCCUGCAACCAAGACCCUGUCCUCUUCAGGCUCGGUGCCUGACAUUAGCGCUUAUCCAACGUGCUUGGAGGGAAGUACAGCAUCUGGCCUUCUCUUCACCGUGAGCCACCAGAAGGAGCUCCUAGAGCUGCUGGAGGACCCAGAACCUCAAGAAGCCAAAGAUUUUCAGAAAUCUCAGGAAGAUCACCUAACAUCUAGAGAACAGGCUACUGAGAGCCAUAUUGAGAACAACAUUGCACAGCUGCCUGAAUGCCAGACAAGGUACAUCACAAGACGUGGUGAGGCAGAUGAAAUGGUUUCGGUGUCAUAUGGCACAGACAUUUGGCACAGCCCCUUUGAGGAUGAGUUUAUGAUGUCAGGCUACUCCGAGAACAAGGGCAUGGAACAGUGGCAGCAGUCUAGAUGCAUGAUCUCAGAUGAAUCGGCCUCUCCUGGAGCUGAUGUGGAUGCUGAGGCUGAAGCUCAGGCUUCAUAUAAAGCUGUGCCUGGUCCUUGUGAUAUCGAGGAUCUGCUGGACGGGAUCAUAUUUGGAGCUAAAUACCUCGGUUCCACUCGGCUCCAGACGGAUAGAAACCCCUCCACUAACGCUAGAAUGGCUCAGGCACAAGAAGCUGUAGAUCGCAUUAAGGCACCUGAAGGAGAAUCUCAGCCCAUGACCGAGGUGGACCUUUUCAUCUCCACUCAGAGAAUCAAAGUAUUAAGUGCAGAUAGUCAGGAGGCUAUGAUGGACCAUUCUCUGCAGAUGAUCUCGUAUAUCGCUGACAUUGAAAACCUUGUGGUGCUGAUGGUGCGAAGGAAGCCAGCAGAUCAUAAAAGUGCAAAUUCAGCUGAUUGGUCCUCAUCUCCACCUAAGAAAUGCUGGAUGAUUUGCCACGUGUUCUCCUCCGAAGAUGCACAGGUUAUAGCUCAGGCCAUUGGCCAGGCAUUUGGGGUGGCAUAUCAGCAGUUUUUGCAAGCAAAUGGAAUUAAAGCCGGCGACUUCCAACCAGGAGAGUUUUGCCUCAGCUCACAGGAACUCUAUAACGGAGAUCUGGUGCACUUUUCACAGUCUGAAAAUAUCAGAGAGGUUUGCAUAAUAAAGAAGGUUGGGGAGAUCCUGGGGAUUGCUGUAGUAGAGUCGGGCUGGGGCUCAAUCCUGCCCACGGUGGUGGUGGCCAACCUGCUGCAUGGAGGGGCAGCCGAACGCUCAGGAGAGCUGAGCAUCGGAGACCGCAUCAUGUCUGUGAACGGGGCCAGUCUGGUGGGCCUUCCCAUCACCACAUGCCACAACAUCAUCCGAGACUUGAAAAAUCAAUCCCAGGUGAAGCUCAGCAUAGUCCACUGUCCACCUGUCACCAUGGCCAUUAUUAGGCGACCCGACCCAAAAUACCAGCUGGGCUUCAGUGUAGAGGAUGGAAUUAUUUGCAGUUUGAUGCGCGGAGGCAUUGCAGAGAGGGGCGGCAUUCGGGUCGGCCAUCGCAUUAUUGAAAUCAAUGGGCAGAGUGUAGUAGCCACACCACAUGAGAAAAUCAUCGACAUCCUCACAAAUGCAGUAGGAGAGAUUCAUUUGAAGACAAUGCCAACAUCCACAUAUCGACUAUUAACCGGACAAGAGCAGCCUCUGUUCCUGUGAAAAAGAUGAACCCUUACCAUCGAAUGCAGUUCUUUAUACUGAACUCCGUCACAGAGAGACAAGCAAUGACUCUUGGUAUUAACUGUCACUCAGUGCACUUCAUCUGUUUCACUGCUGAAUACAUGGAGAACUAUAUUACAAUUGAAGCCCAGCAGGAAUUUCAGCUGUUCAGAUAACAAUGAAUUUCACUGCAUGCACAUUUCUAUUCCAUUGUGCCUUUUGGAGACAUUUUUUACGAGAAUAUUAUGAAUUAUGUUGCAUGAAUGUGUUUCACCAAAAUUGUUCAUAUGUCUGAGUAACUUGGCUGUAUUGAGCCGGUCAAGAGUGUCUCCUUUGCUGUAUGGACUUGUAUGUUGUAUUCAGAACUUGUGCCUGCAAAUACACUUUUAGCAAUAGGAGAGAUAUAUACUGUAUGUAAUUUUAUCAUAUGCAGUUAUUUCAAGUGGCUCGCUACCUCAAUUUUAUAGUUGUAGCUCAUGCAUUAUAUUUUUUAAGUCUACAUAUAUCUCAUCAGUCCCUGGUAUUUAAAAGCUUCAGUGAAAUUAAAAAAGGGACGUUUUUACUUUCCCUGAGUGACCAUGUAGGUGUCUGCUUUGAAAACAUCCUCUUUUUGGUGAUCUUGUUUGUGUCACUUAUAUUAAAACAGGAGGACUUUAAUGAG
Tachysurus vachellii is the source of this 3185-nucleotide messenger RNA. RefSeq names its product amyloid-beta A4 precursor protein-binding family A member 1. The coding region runs from base 395 to 2524 and encodes 709 amino acids. NCBI's taxonomy places the organism in Eukaryota, Metazoa, Chordata, Actinopteri, Siluriformes, Bagridae. Gene Ontology annotation, biological process: chemical synaptic transmission. The transcript is spliced from 12 exons. The record is from RefSeq and is a predicted model, not a curated record. Gene Ontology annotation, cellular component: dendritic spine; plasma membrane; cytoplasm. Gene Ontology annotation, molecular function: protein binding; amyloid-beta binding.